Saimiri boliviensis boliviensis (Bolivian squirrel monkey) is the source of this 9313-nucleotide messenger RNA. RefSeq names its product nuclear receptor corepressor 1 (gene NCOR1). Gene Ontology annotation, molecular function: nuclear thyroid hormone receptor binding; transcription corepressor activity. Gene Ontology annotation, cellular component: chromatin. The record is from RefSeq and is a predicted model, not a curated record. Lineage: Eukaryota; Metazoa; Chordata; Mammalia; Primates; Cebidae. Gene Ontology annotation, biological process: negative regulation of transcription by RNA polymerase II.
CGCGGCUGCCGGGGCUGGGGGGGAGGGAGAGGGGUUGAGUCAAGAUGGCGGCCAAGGUGGGGAAGCAGCAACAGCGGCGGCGGUGGCGGCUGGAGUGAGCGCCCGGCUCGCAGCGCCGAGCGAGGUACCGGCGUAGGGCCGCGCGCUGGGGCUGCGUCCCACUUCUCAGGCCGGGGCGCACGUCGGCUCCCACGCUCCGCCAGCUCCCAGUGGUUUCCUAGAAACAUGAUUGUUUGUUGGCGUUGAUCUCACAGUCUGGUGAGGACUUCUUUACUGAUAAUGUCAAGUUCAGGUUAUCCUCCCAACCAAGGAGCAUUCAGCACAGAACAAAGUCGUUAUCCUCCCCACUCUGUCCAGUAUACCUUUCCCAGCACCCGCCACCAGCAGGAGUUCGCAGUCCCUGAUUAUCGUUCCUCUCAUAUUGAAGUCAGUCAGGCAUCACAGCUCUUGCAGCAACAGCAGCAGCAGCAGCUUCGAAGACGACCUUCCUUGCUUUCAGAAUUUCACCCAGGUUCUGACAGGCCUCAAGAAAGGAGAACUGGUUAUGAACAGUUUCAUCCAGGCCCAUCCCCAGUGGAUCAUGAUUCGCUGGAAUCGAAGCGACCACGUCUGGAACAGGUUUCUGAUUCCCAUUUUCAGCGUGUCAGUGCUGCGGUUUUGCCUUUAGUGCACCCACUGCCAGAAGGGCUGAGGUCUUCUGCAGAUGCUAAGAAGGAUCCAGCAUUCGGAGGCAAACAUGACGCUCCAUCCUCUCCAAUUUCGGGGCAACCAUGUGGAGAUGAUCAAAAUGCUUCACCUUCAAAACUUUCAAAGGAAGAGUUAAUACAGAGUAUGGAUCGUGUAGAUCGAGAAAUUGCAAAAGUAGAACAGCAGAUCCUUAAACUGAAAAAGAAACAACAACAACUUGAAGAAGAGGCAGCUAAACCUCCCGAGCCUGAGAAGCCCGUGUCCCCUCCUCCUGUGGAGCAGAAACAUCGCAGUAUUGUCCAAAUUAUUUAUGAUGAGAAUCGGAAAAAAGCAGAAGAAGCUCAUAAAAUAUUUGAAGGUCUUGGCCCAAAAGUUGAACUGCCACUCUAUAACCAGCCAUCAGAUACCAAGGUGUACCAUGAGAACAUAAAGACAAACCAGGUGAUGAGGAAAAAACUCAUUUUAUUUUUUAAAAGAAGAAAUCAUGCAAGAAAACAAAGGGAGCAAAAAAUCUGCCAGCGUUAUGAUCAGCUCAUGGAGGCAUGGGAGAAAAAAGUGGACAGAAUAGAAAAUAAUCCUCGGAGGAAAGCUAAAGAAAGCAAAACAAGGGAAUACUAUGAAAAGCAGUUUCCAGAAAUUCGAAAACAAAGAGAACAGCAAGAAAGAUUUCAGCGAGUUGGACAGAGGGGAGCUGGUCUUUCAGCCACCAUUGCUAGGAGUGAGCAUGAGAUUUCUGAAAUUAUUGAUGGGCUCUCUGAGCAGGAGAAUAAUGAGAAACAAAUGCGGCAGCUCUCUGUGAUUCCACCUAUGAUGUUUGAUGCAGAACAAAGACGAGUCAAGUUCAUUAAUAUGAAUGGGCUUAUGGAGGACCCUAUGAAGGUUUAUAAAGACAGGCAGUUUAUGAAUGUUUGGACUGACCAUGAAAAGGAGAUCUUUAAGGACAAGUUUAUCCAGCAUCCAAAAAACUUUGGACUAAUUGCAUCCUAUUUGGAGAGGAAGAGUGUUCCUGAUUGUGUUUUAUAUUAUUAUUUAACAAAGAAAAAUGAGAAUUAUAAAGCUCUAGUCAGAAGAAAUUAUGGGAAACGCAGAGGCAGAAACCAGCAAAUUGCCCGACCCUCACAAGAAGAAAAAGUAGAAGAAAAAGAAGAGGAUAAAGCAGAAAAAACAGAAAAAAAAGAAGAAGAAAAGAAAGAUGAAGAAGAAAAAGAUGAAAAAGAAGACCCUAAAGAAAAUACCAAGGAAAAGGACAAGAUGGAUGGUACAGCAGAAGAAACUGAGGAAAGAGAGCAAGCCACACCCCGGGGGCGAAAGACUGCCAACAGUCAGGGCCGCCGUAAGGGCCGAAUCACCAGGUCCAUGACAAACGAAGCUGCAGCUGCUAGCGCUGCAGCCGCAGCGGCCACUGAAGAGCCCCCACCACCUCUGCCACCGCCACCAGAACCCAUUUCUACAGAGCCUGUGGAGACCUCUCGAUGGACAGAAGAAGAAAUGGAAGUUGCAAAAAAAGGUCUAGUAGAACAUGGUCGUAACUGGGCAGCAAUUGCUAAAAUGGUGGGAACGAAAAGUGAAGCUCAAUGUAAAAACUUCUAUUUUAACUAUAAAAGGCGGCACAAUCUUGACAACCUCUUACAGCAGCAUAAACAGAAAGCUUCACGAAAACCUCGUGAAGAGCGAGAUGUGUCUCAGUGUGAAAGUGUUGCUUCCACUGUUUCUGCUCAAGAGGAUGAAGAUAUUGAAGCCUCCAACGAAGAAGAAAAUCCAGAAGACAGCGAAGUUGAAGCUGUGAAGCCCAGUGAGGACAGUCCUGAAAAUGCUACUUCUCGAGGAAACACAGAACCUGCGGCUGAGCUUGAGCCCACUACGGAAACUGCACCCAGUACAUCUCCCUCCUCAGCAGUUCCAAGUACAAAACCAGCUGAAGACGAAAGUGUGGAGACCCAGGUGAAUGACAGCGUCAGUGCUGAGGCAGCAGAGCAGGUGGACGUAAAUCAGCAGGAGCACAGUGCCGAAGGGGGUUCUGUUCCUGAUCCCCCACCCGCUACCAAAGCCGAUUCUGUGGAUGUUGAAAUCAGGGUGCCAGAAAACCAUGCAUCUAAAGUUGAAGGUGAUAAUACCAAAGAAAGAGACUUGGAUAGAGCCAGUGAGAAGGUGGAACCUAGAGAGGAAGAUUUGGUGGUAGCUCAGCAAAUAAAUGCCCAAAGGCCCGAGCCCCAGUCGGACAAUGAUUCCAGUGCCACGUGCAGUGCUGAUGAGGAUGUGGAUGGAGAGCCAGAGAGGCAGAGAAUGUUUCCUAUGGAAUCAAAGCCUUCACUGUUAAAUCCCACUGGAUCUAUACUAGUCUCAUCCCCGUUAAAACCAAAUCCACUGGACCUGCCACAGCUUCAGCAUCGAGCUGCUGUUAUCCCACCAAUGGUAUCCUGCACCCCGUGUAACAUACCAAUUGGAACCCCAGUGAGUGGCUAUGCUCUCUACCAGCGACACAUUAAAGCAAUGCAUGAGUCAGCACUCCUGGAGGAGCAGCGGCAGAGGCAAGAACAGAUAGAUUUGGAAUGCAGAAGUUCUACGAGUCCAUGUGGCACAUCCAAGAGUCCAAACAGAGAGUGGGAAGUCCUUCAGCCUGCUCCACAUCAAGUGAUAACUAAUCUCCCUGAAGGUGUUCGGCUUCCGACAACUCGACCAACCAGGCCGCCGCCCCCUCUCAUCCCAUCAUCCAAAACGACAGUGGCUUCAGAAAAACCAUCAUUUAUAAUGGGAGGCUCCAUCUCACAGGGAACACCGGGCACUUAUUUGACUUCUCAUAAUCAGGCUUCCUAUACUCAAGAAACACCUAAACCCUCAGUGGGAUCUAUCUCUCUUGGACUGCCACGGCAACAGGAAUCUGCUAAAUCAGCUACUUUGCCCUACAUCAAGCAGGAGGAAUUUUCUCCCCGAAGCCAAAACUCACAACCUGAGGGUCUGUUGGUCAGGGCCCAACAUGAAGGUGUAGUCAGAGGUACCACAGGAACCAUACAAGAAGGAAGUAUAACUCGGGGAACUCCAACCAGCAAAAUUUCAGUGGAGAGCAUUCCCUCCCUACGGGGCUCUAUCACUCAGGGUACCCCGGCUCUGCCCCAGCCUGGCAUACCAACGGAGACUUUGGUGAAGGGGUCCAUUUCUAGAAUGCCCAUUGAAGACAGCAGUCCUGAAAAAGGCAGAGAGGAAGCUGCAUCCAAAGGCCAUGUUAUUUAUGAAGGCAAAAGUGGACAUAUCUUGUCAUAUGAUAAUAUUAAGAAUGCCCGAGAAGGGACUAGGAGUCCAAGAACAGCUCAUGAAAUUAAUUUAAAGAGAAGCUAUGAAUCAGUGGAAGGCAAUAUAAAGCAAGGGAUGUCAAUGAGGGAGUCUCCAGUAUCAGCACCAUUAGAGGGGCUGAUAUGCCGAGCAUUACCCAGGGGGAGUCCUCAUUCUGACCUCAAAGAAAGGACUGUAUUGUCUGGCUCCAUAAUGCAGGGCACACCAAGAGCAACAACUGAAAGCUUUGAAGAUGGCCUUAAAUAUCCCAAACAAAUUAAAAGGGAAAGUCCUCCCAUACGAGCAUUUGAAGGUGCCAUUACCAAAGGAAAACCAUAUGAUGGCAUCACCACCAUCAAAGAAAUGGGGCGUUCCAUUCAUGAGAUUCCAAGGCAAGAUAUUUUAACUCAGGAAAGUCGGAAAACUCCAGAAGUGGUCCAGAGCACAAGGCCGAUAAUUGAGGGUUCCAUUUCCCAGGGCACACCAAUAAAGUUUGACAGCAACUCAGGUCAAUCUGCCAUCAAACACAAUGUCAAAUCCUUAAUCACGGGGCCUAGCAAACUAUCCCGUGGAAUGCCUCCGCUGGAAAUUGUGCCAGAGAACAUAAAAGUGGUAGAACGGGGAAAAUAUGAAGAUGUGAAAGCAGGCGAGCCCGUGCGUUCCCGACACACAUCAGUGGUAAGCUCUGGCCCCUCCGUUCUUAGGUCCACACUACAUGAAGCUCCCAAAGCACAACUGAGCCCUGGGAUUUACGAUGACACCAGUGCACGGAGGACCCCUGUGAGUUAUCAAAACACCAUGUCCAGAGGCUCACCCAUGAUGAACAGAACUUCUGAUGUUACAGUUUCUUCCAACAAGUCUACAAAUCAUGAAAGGAAAUCGACACUGACCCCUACCCAAAGGGAAAGUAUACCAGCGAAGUCUCCAGUGCCUGGGGUGGAUCCUGUCGUGAGCCACAGUCCGUUUGAUCCCCAUCACAGAGGCAGCGCUGCAGGAGAGGUUUAUCGGAGCCACCUGCCCACGCACUUAGAUCCAGCCAUGCCUUUCCACAGGGCUUUGGAUCCUGCAGCGGCUGCUUACCUGUUUCAGAGACAGCUUUCACCAACUCCAGGUUACCCAAGUCAGUAUCAGCUUUACGCAAUGGAGAACACAAGACAGACAAUCUUAAAUGAUUACAUUACCUCACAGCAGAUGCAAGUGAACUUGCGUCCAGAUGUGGCCAGAGGACUAUCCCCAAGAGAGCAGCCACUGGGUCUCCCAUACCCAGCAACGAGAGGAAUCAUUGACCUGACCAAUAUGCCUCCAGCAAUUUUAGUGCCUCAUCCAGGGGGAACAAGUACUCCUCCCAUGGACAGAAUCACUUAUAUUCCUGGUACACAGAUUACUUUCCCUCCCAGGCCGUACAAUUCUGCUUCCAUGUCUCCAGGACACCCAACACACCUUGCAGCUGCUGCAAGCGCUGAGAGGGAACGGGAGCGGGAGAAGGAGCGUGAGCGGGAGCGGAUUGCUGCGGCUUCCUCCGAUCUCUACCUGCGGCCAGGCUCAGAACAGCCUGGCCGACCUGGCAGUCAUGGAUAUGUUCGCUCCCCUUCCCCUUCAGUAAGAACUCAGGAGACCAUGUUGCAACAGAGACCCAGUGUUUUCCAAGGAACCAAUGGAACCAGUGUAAUCACACCUUUGGAUCCAACUGCUCAGCUACGAAUCAUGCCACUGCCUGCUGCGGGCCCUUCAAUAAGCCAAGGUCUGCCAGCCUCCCGUUACAACACUGCUGCGGAUGCCCUGGCCGCUCUUGUGGAUGCUGCAGCUUCUGCACCCCAGAUGGAUGUGUCCAAAACAAAAGAGAGUAAGCAUGAAGCUGCCAGGUUAGAAGAAAAUUUGAGAAGCAGGUCAGCAGCAGUUAGUGAACAGCAGCUAGAGCAGAAAGCCCUGGAGGUGGAGAAGAGAUCUGUUCAGUGUUUAUACACUUCUUCAGCUUUUCCAAGUGGCAAGCCCCAGCCUCAUUCUUCAGUAGUUUAUUCUGAGGCUGGGAAAGAUAAAGGGCCUCCUCCAAAAUCCAGAUAUGAGGAAGAGCUAAGGACCCGAGGGAAGACUACCAUUACUGCAGCUAACUUCAUAGACGUGAUCAUCACCCGGCAAAUUGCCUCGGACAAAGAUGCGAGGGAACGUGGCUCCCAAAGUUCAGACUCUUCUAGUAGCUUAUCUUCUCACAGGUAUGAAACACCCAGUGAUGCUAUUGAGGUGAUAAGUCCUGCCAGCUCACCUGCACCCCCCCAGGAAAAGCUGCAGACCUAUCAGCCAGAGGUCGUUAAGGCAAAUCCAGCUGAAAAUGAUCCUACCAGGCAGUAUGAAGGACCAUUACCUCACUAUCGACCGCAGCAGGAAUCACCAUCUCCCCAGCAACAGUUGCCCCCUUCUUCACAGGCAGAGGGAAUGGGGCAAGUGCCUAGGACCCAUCGGCUGAUCACACUUGCUGAUCACAUCUGUCAAAUUAUCACACAAGAUUUUGCUAGAAAUCAAGUUUCCUCGCAGACUCCCCAGCAGCCUCCUAAUUCUACAUUCCAGAACUCACCGUCCUCUUUGGUGUCUACACCUGUGAGGACUAAAACGUCAAACCGUUACAGCCCAGAAUCCCAGGUUCAGUCUGUCCAUCAUCAAAGACCAGGUUCAAGAGUCUCUCCAGAAAAUCUUGUGGACAAAUCCAGGGGAAGCAGGCCUGGAAAAUCCCCAGAGAGGAGUCACGUCUCUUCGGAGCCCUACGAGCCCAUCUCCCCACCCCAGGUUCCAGUUGUACAUGAGAAACAGGACAGCUUGCUGCUCUUGUCUCAGAGGGGCUCAGAGCCUGCAGAGCAGAGGAAUGAUUCCCGCUCACCAGGGAGUAUAAGCUACUUGCCUUCAUUCUUUACCAAGCUUGAAAACACAUCACCCAUGGUUAAAUCAAAGAAGCAGGAGAUUUUUCGUAAGUUGAACUCCUCUGGUGGAGGUGACUCUGAUAUGGCAGCUGCUCAGCCAGGAACUGAGAUCUUUAAUCUGCCAGCAGUUACUACAUCAGGCUCAGUUAGCUCUAGAGGCCAUUCUUUUGCCGAUCCUGCCAGUAAUCUCGGGCUAGAAGACAUUAUCAGGAAGGCUCUUAUGGGAAGCUUUGAUGAUAAAGUUGAGGAUCAUGGAGUUGUCAUGUCCCAGCCUAUGGGAGUAGUGUCUGGUACUGCCAACACCUCAGUUGUGACCAGUGGUGAGACACGGAGAGAGGAAGGGGACCCAUCACCUCAUUCAGGAGGAGUUUGCAAACCAAAGCUGAUCAGCAAGUCAAACAGCAGGAAAUCUAAAUCUCCUAUCCCUGGGCAAGGCUACUUAGGAACCGAACGGCCGUCUUCAGUCUCCUCUGUACAUUCAGAAGGGGAUUACCAUAGGCAGACGCCAGGGUGGGCCUGGGAAGACAGACCCUCUUCAACAGGCUCAACUCAGUUUCCCUAUAACCCUCUGACUAUGCGGAUGCUAAGCAGUACGCCACCAACACCGAUUGCAUGUGCUCCGUCUGCUGUGAACCAAGCAGCUCCUCACCAACAGAACAGGAUCUGGGAGCGAGAGCCUGCCCCGCUCCUCUCAGCACAGUAUGAGACCCUGUCGGAUAGUGAUGACUGAACUGCACGAAGUGAGACAAACAGGGUGCAGGAAAAGGAUCUCCAGUUUUUGAUGGUUUAAUUUUUAGUAGCAGGUCAAAACCCUGCCCUCCUGUGACAUGCCCUGAGACUUUUCAGGACAGCCAGCCCACAGAUGAUGAAGAAAUGAUGGAAAUUUAUUUGGAGAGUCAACAAAAAACAAAAAACUGCCUUUGAAUACAGGCAAUUCAGUAGACUAUAAUAGUGGAGGGUUGAAAUGUAGAGUUUUUAAAAAGUGGACAGUUCCUGUUCUUACAUCUGUUUGUAAAGAAAACCAUAAUGUCUUUAAAAAAUCACUCUUCUGUAAAUAGAUUAUCUUUUUGCAGUGUAUAUCCCCUUGCUGUAGUAUCUGGUGUACUUAUGUUCAAAUCAGCGCAUCAACUUUGGGGGUGAUUUUUAAAAAUCUUUUUGUCUAUCUUUUUAACCCUAGCCUUCUCAACAACCUCAUACAGCCCAGUUACAUAAUGUUGGCUGUCACGGGCAUUGUACUUUUAUCUGAUUUUGUUUCCUCUAAAUUCAGCUUUCCAGUGAUGUUUAAAAUCUUGUGGAAAUGUUUAGAUUUUUAACACAGACCCUGUCAUAAAAUCUGUACAUUAGAGUCAAAAGGUAGAAGUAACAAAUUCUGCCAUAUUGUAAAUUUCCAGUGCAGGCUUUAAUUUUUUUUUCCCCAUUAGUAGCACUGAAAAAAUAUUACUGCAUGGGUAUGUUCUAGUUCAGUUUAUAAAGUUUUAAAAGCUUAUUUGAGGCAUACCUCACUGUUAUGCACACUGGUAAUUUAACCACGCCCCUAAGUAUUCCUUUUCUCCUGCAUUUGAUGCAGCCCAACAAAGCUUUUGUUUUGAAAUAAAUUUGACUACCCUGUCCAUAGCUAUAGUAGAUUAUUUGUGGUUUAAGGCUCCUGGUGUCUCAGGUUCCAAAGAAAACGCUUACGUAUUUUUCCCUUAGUUUGCUAUGAUUGGUCAAGUUAAAAGAUAAUGAUCUAUGUAGUACUUAGAUGUGCUUUGUGCUGCAUCCUGAGAAACUCACGGUGAACACAGCCCUUUUCCACAUUGCUCCGGAUCGGCACUUACUCUCACUUUGCUUCCUUGGGACAAGAGUUUACUGCUAAAUGUUUCAUUUCACAGAUUCUCAAGGUGCAAAUAAUUUAAAAGAUGGAAUUCUAAACUAAUUAUGGUACUAGAGGGCCAGUUUUAAGAAUUGCUUGCGGAAUUUUAAAGUUUCUUUCAUACAAUUUAUCAUAGCAUUUACAUACCUUUCCAUAACAUACAGAUACUAACAGUUUUGGGAGAAUGCCACUGGCAACUGGAAAGGGGAGAAAUAAAUCUCUCAGGAUAAAAAUUAGCACUUUACAGACUUUAAAGGAGACCUAAACUUUUAAACAGAAAUACUCAAGGCUUUUAAGGGAGCAGCUCUAUGAUUAGCUACUGCCCAAGACCCUCCUAUCACUAGUGUCUAAUCCCUAUGUUGGGAUGAAGACACAGGUUUAGUACUUUGCCCAUGUAGUUAAAUUAGUGACAGAGAUAGGCCAUAAGCCCACAUAUCUUCAGUGAAAUCUUUCAUUUCUGUCCCUGUUCCACUCCCGUAUACCUGAGGUCUCCAACAUAAACUUUAGAUCAGGCUUAGUGCUCAGCAUUCCCCUUACUUGGAAAGUUAGUAUUUUUACAAUAGAUAUAUGUAAAAACACAUAAAAAGUUCAAUAUGAA